This is a messenger RNA of Phascolarctos cinereus (koala), 3152 nucleotides long. It is a transcript of the gene LMNTD1, whose product is annotated as lamin tail domain containing 1. The record is from RefSeq and is a predicted model, not a curated record. Gene Ontology annotation, cellular component: cytoplasm; nuclear envelope. NCBI's taxonomy places the organism in Eukaryota, Metazoa, Chordata, Mammalia, Diprotodontia, Phascolarctidae.
UCAGGGGGUUCUGAGGGCAAAGGCGGAGCCAAAAGCUCCCCCGGCGUGGGGGACCAGGAAGGAGACGGGGCAGCACGAAGCAGCUGCACGAAGAAAAUUCGUGGGUUAGACUUGCAGGUGAAUGAGAAGAGGGAAGAGGAGGAGUGGCUCUUGAUGCUGUUAGGAGGAAAUCAGUUGUAAAAUGCUCCUAAUUGAAAGUUUCCUGAAUUUCACUGAUUCCUGUCUCAUCAUCAUUCUGCUUUGUGGUCCAAAUCUUUUGUAACAAGGAAAUCUGGUAUCACAAGAACCUAUUGUUUUUGUAUUUCUCUUGAAAACUUGGGUUGCUUGUCACAUUACUUAUAUGUGAGUCCACCAAAGGCAAUGUUUUCCAGGACACAUAAGAUCCUCUAGUAAAGAUGAAAGAGGAGAAGAUACCUCAGGAAAAUCUUACAGUUCUACAAAGUGAAGUAUGCUUACAAAGUAAAGUCUACGACCUUCGAGGCCAGCCAAAGGAAGAGAAUGGAAAUGAAGAAAAACAUUUACACGGUGCAGACUGGCGACAACAAUCCUUAAUCCACUUUUCUUCACCUUAUUCAUCAGAGCCAUCAAACCAUAGCAUAACUCUCAAAAAGUAUGUGUCCAGCUCUCUAAAUACAGGAUUAACUUCUUCUUCAGUUGCACCCAAAUCUUCAUCAUCUUCGACAAAUUUUAACAGAAUUGACAACACAAGUAGUAGCAGCCCCUCUGUCUCUGUGCUCCAGAAGCCACGUUUUGCAGUCCUUACACCUCCACCCACUGUGUUAGGAGAUGGGGAGGACUACUUUCACUCUUUGUUCUUCAACUCAAAGAGACGUCUUACACAUCCUGAAUUCCCUGAUAGAACUAAAACUUUGUUUCCAGAUGAUCUGGCUGACAUAUCUAACUCUAGUGCUCUUGGAGACAUUAAAAUAGUUGAAGUGAGUGGCAAUGGUUUGUUCGUGAAGAUAAUUAACUCUUCUCCUGACAAAGAACUGAUGAUUGGAGAUCAUAUUCUCCAACAAAAUGUGAAUGGCCAUGCUGUCUCUUUGUAUAAAUUCCACCCAAAUAUUAGAAUGCCAGCCAAUGCUGCAGUAACUGUUUGGGCAGCAUCAUCUGAGGUAAAGCAUCAGCCACCAUCAGAUUUUCUUUGGAAGGAACAAGACAAGUUUAGAACAAGUCUCAACUGUAUUACCAUCCUGUGUAAACCCAAUGGUGAAGCAAUUGCUUGGUAUACUCCUAUCCAUUGGAAACGAGCUUGGGAGGGAUUUGACACUGACAAAAAAUAUACCAGAAGCCCACUGGCAAUUUCGUCACCUGGAGUACAGAUGAAUCGGGCACCAUCUACAGUAAUCAAAAUAAAACAAGAUCAACAAACCACAACAAAACUGGAGGAGCAAGUUCAUGUUUUUCUUAAGAGAGAAAAAGAAAUCCCACCAACUCUUUUCCCCAAUCGCAACCCAUGGGGCCUCAGUUGCAAUUGUCCUGUACAUCCCAACUAUUCAUUGUUCAGACCGAUUACUGUGGGCAAUGAUGGGAUCACGUUGUGCAGACAGUCAAGGUUACAAUCAGCUAGACCUGACCCAAUACCAGCCCCCUACUCUUUGUCUGUUGGAACCCGAAGAAACAAAACUACAAAUGCGAGCCACCUGAAUCACAAAAGCAGCAGGAAAUCAGCUUCAUCUCCAGAGGAUGGACGAAAGGUGAAGAGACCAAUAAGGAAGCGAUUUAAAUUAUCUGUAUGAGGAAUACAAGGACCUAAACCAAGCAUGAUCUCCAGCAUCCCCUGAGAAGAGGAGUGGUGCCUUUCACUUAAUGAUGAAAAUUCUGAUGGUAUCCUACAUAUCCCAGUGAUUCUGAACCCCUGUAGGUCAUCAUCCAAAUCCCAUUCCCCAUCCCCUACUCCCCAAAUCCUUAUUUCCAUCUCCUCCAAACCCCCCACUCCAAAAUUCCAAUGGAAUACCACCUUCCCCUUCCACUGUGCCCUCUAGAAUACCUGUUGUGUAGUUAACAAACUUCCCUUCAUCCAAAAAUCUUUCCUCUCUCAGUCCUUCCAUCUUCUACAUAUUGUUGAAACCUGGCUUACCUCUGAUGACAUAGCCUCCGUAGCCACCCUUUUCAAUACUAGCUGUACCUUCACACAUUCCCCUCAGCUCACAGGUUUAGAUGGGGGAAUUGGAGUAUUUAUUCCUCAUUGCCACUUCUAGGUUCUCUCCUUACCUCCAUCGCUUAGUAAUCUCUCCUUCUUUGAGUUUCAUGCAAUGCAUAUCUACUACCCAAUCAAAAUCCUGGUAGCUGUUGUCUACAGCUAUCCAGGCUACUCACCUUCCUUCCUUAAUAAGUUUGAUGCCUGGCUCACAAUUUUUCUCUCCUCAACUCCUGCCCUCAUACUUGGGAUCUUCAGCAUAUGUAUUGACUCUCCCUUUAACACCCUAACCACUCAGUUCUUCAGCCUAUUCACUUUCCAUGACCUACUCCUCCAUCUCACCUCAGCCACAUAUAAAGAUGCCCUUGAUCUUGCCAACACCUGAGUGUACCACCACCACUACCCCCCGCUUAAAAUUUUAAAAUCCCCUUAUCUGAAAUAAUCUGUUGGCUUUUCAACUCUCCCACAGCCUUCUCUUAGCAUAUCCUGCUCCUUGUUCAAACCCUGACCUUCAAUCCCUCAACCCUUCAGUUCUCUGCUAAGCCAUCAUGCCUGCACUAGCUACUCCCUCUUUUUCCUAUCUUGGCCCCUUGGUAUACCAGUUCAAUUCUAUGCUGUCCUCUUCUCCUGAGUUCUCAGCCUCUUAUCAUAUUACUAACCAGGCCCUGCCAAACUUUAGCCUUGGACCACUCCCACCAUUUACCACCUUUAUUCCUACACAUGUGCUAUUGGACAAAGGUGGAGAAAAUCACAUGAUCGUUCCGAUUGGGCCCACUACAAAUUUAUGAUACAGAACCUCAACUGAACCCUCACUGCUGAUAGGCAGUCCUUCUAAUCUUGCCUUAUCAAAUCAUUAUCUCACUCUCCUCAGCAACUCUUCCAAACAUUUUCACCCCUCCUCAAAUGUUCCAUGGUUCCCUCUCCCAAUAUCCUCAGUUGAGAACUUUGCCUCAUAUUUUACAGGAAAAAUUUAAGGCCAUUCACUGUGAGCUCCCUCUUCUGCCCUUUUCUU